Messenger RNA from Cryptotermes secundus, 1047 nucleotides. Its product is annotated as UPF0428 protein CXorf56 homolog. The record is from RefSeq and is a predicted model, not a curated record. NCBI's taxonomy places the organism in Eukaryota, Metazoa, Arthropoda, Insecta, Blattodea, Kalotermitidae. The coding region runs from base 234 to 896 and encodes 220 amino acids. The transcript is spliced from 4 exons.
CGAAGAAAGCCUACCCCAGCGCCAUUUUGUCCACCACAAAUCCCACUUGACCAGACCCGGGAUCGAAAGUGAAAGUUCAUCAGUGUCAGUGAUGAUUCAUAUCGUUUCUUUGAACUUUACGGACGCAUCCAUUCGAUUGUUACCGUAAACAGUGGUGGGGGAAAGAAAAUGAGUGUAGUGUGUUAUUGUUGACCGAACAGGACUAUUAGUUUUGGUAUUAAGCUGUCGUUAAAAUGCCAAAGGUUGUGUCGCGAAGUAUAGUUUGUUCAGAUACUAAAGAUCAGGAAGAGUAUAGUGAAGAGAAACCAUUGCAUAUUUACUACUGUCUUUGUGGUCAGAUGACUCUGAUAUUAGAUUGUGCGAUAGAGAAGCUUCCUCUACGGCGAAGGGAUGGAGGUCGUGUGAUAGAUGGCAGUAAACAUGCACACAAAGUCACCUGUGAUCCAGAUGAAACUGUGUAUUUAAAAAGACCUGAAGGAAUUGAGAGGCAAUAUAGGAUGAAAUGUAAAAAGUGUGGAUUACCACUCUAUUAUAAACACGAUCCGAAAAGCAAUAUUAAUUUCAUAGUUAAAGGAGCAGUCAUUAAAAGCUCAGGCGAAGGCCCUAUGACCACUAUUUACAACCAGGUUGCUGUUGAGAAGCCAAAGAAGAUAAUGGUUACAAAACAUACAAAGAACAUGGGUAAAUUCAGCUCAGUAACUGUAUCCACCAUAGAUGAAGAGGAGGAUGAGAUUGAAGCUCGUGAAGUGGCUGAUUCAUAUGCAAACAAUGCACGGAUCAUUGAGAAGCAGUUGGAAAGGAAAGGCAUGAACAAAAGAAAAAUGGUUGUGCAACAGACACAAGCAGAAAUGGACGCUAAGCGUAAUAGAGUGCGUGGGACACUUAUUGACAAGUAAAAAAGGACAUGAGUAGGAGAGAGAUUUAUGUAUAAGUGACAGUAGAUUUAGGAAAGAGAAUGUUUUUCGUUUUUGUGCCGUCUUGAUGUACAAAUUAUAAUGUAAAAAUGUAUGUCAUAAUUACAAUUUUUAUAUAAAAUACAACAAAACA